Messenger RNA from Indicator indicator, 1260 nucleotides. It is a transcript of the gene ARK2N, whose product is annotated as arkadia (RNF111) N-terminal like PKA signaling regulator 2N. The transcript is spliced from 4 exons. Lineage: Eukaryota; Metazoa; Chordata; Aves; Piciformes; Indicatoridae. Gene Ontology annotation, molecular function: ubiquitin protein ligase activity. The record is from RefSeq and is a predicted model, not a curated record. Gene Ontology annotation, biological process: ubiquitin-dependent protein catabolic process. Bases 37 to 1260 code for a protein of 407 amino acids.
CAUGCUUUGAGACCAGGGGGAUCUUGAUGCUCUGAAAUGAAGAUGGAGGCAGUGGCAAAAACAGAAGAACUUGUUGGUUCAGAAGUUCCACCAAAGACUUCUGAAAAUCAAGAGACUGCUCCUGAUGAAGACGGACCUAUAGAACUUGAGACACAAAAUCAGAAGGACAACAUGCCCACUGCAGCAGACUCUGCAGUGCUCUCUUCAAUGCCUUGCUUACUGAUGGAACUGAGGCGAGACUCCUCAGAAUCUCAGUUAGCAUCUACAGAGAGUGAUAAGCCAACAGGUGGUCGAGUUUAUGAGAGUGACUCUUCUAAUCAUUGCAUGCUUUCACCUUCAUCCAGUGGGCAUUUGGCUGACUCGGAUACGUUGUCUUCCACGGAAGAGAAUGAGCCCUGUCAAGCUGAAGCUGCUGUAGAGGGAGACCCUUCUGCAGUGUCUGGGGCUACAGUUGGGAGGAAAUCCAGGCGAUCCAGGUCCGAAAGUGAUACUUCAACAAUGGCUGCCAAGAAAAACCGACAGUCUAGUGAUAAGCAGAAUAGUCGAGUUACCAAGGUAAAAGGUCAUCGAAGCCAAAAGCACAAAGAAAGAAUCCGGCUCUUAAGACAGAAACGGGAGGCAGCUGCUCGCAAGAAGUAUAACCUGCUGCAGGACAGCAGUACCAGUGAUAGUGACCUGACGUGUGACUCAAGCAUGAGUUCAUCAGAUGAUGAUGAAGAGGUUUCAGGGAGCAGCAAGACAAUCACUGCAGAGAUACCAGAUGGACCUCCAGUUGUAGCUCAUUAUGAUAUAUCAGACACAAAUUCAGACCCAGAAGUGGUAAAUGUGGACAAUCUGUUGGCGGCUGCAGUAGUUCAAGAGCACAAUAAUUCUUUAGGAAAUCAAGACUCAGCAUCUACCUGGAGAACCAGAGGGUUGCUAGAUAAACUGAAUGCUGAUGCAGGUCAUUUGGAUCCAGGCUUCAUUGUGAGUGACAAAACCUGUUCUGGUAAUGCCCAGAUCACUGAAGAAAUUAAUAUCACCUCUUCUGAUAGUGAAGUAGAGAUUGUUGGAGUUCAAGAACGUGCCAGGUGUGUGCAUCCCAGGGGAGGUGUGAUUCAGAGUGUGUCUUCCUGGAAGCAUGGCUCAGGCUCACAGUACAUUAACACUCAGCAAACACAAUCAUGGACAGCUGUGACUCCCCAGCAGAAUUGGUCUUCACCCCCGGAAGUAGUAGACCUCACUUUGGAUGAGGAUACCAGAAGCAAAUAUCUACUGUAA